AUGGUCUUUCCAUCCAUUGCUCUGCCAUCCUUCACGGACCUCCACCCUUCCCUCGCCUCCCCACCCUCGUCAGACUCUGACAACGACUCAGUGGACACCCAAACCAGCGGGUCUUCUGCCUCGUCUGCCAAGCUUGUCGACGCGAUCACAAGCCAUGUGCUCCUAGCCUCCAAAGACUUGAGGCCAGAGGUUCUUAUGCCUCUCUUCGACAAGCAUUCUGAAAACGGCUUAUUGUCCGUUGUCGUUGCCACGCCAGGGCCGCUCGACGCCGCUUUUGGUUUCGCACAGGCCAGUAUGGGGGUCACUCCCACAGCCUGGUGCGCCGAUAAUAUGUCAGUGACGCAUUAUUAUUCUGCGUCAAGUGAAAGUAAUGCUACUUUAUCCGCUUUGAAGCCAUUUAUCACAACUAGUCCUGCACAUGCGACCCAUUUGCUCGCCUUCACCAUGGCCAACCUACGCUCCGUCCUUUCCAUGACCUCGACCUGCGGCGAUUAUAAUAUUUACGUGCUUGAGCGACCCACUGUCGUCUUCCCUCCGGCGUCACGCACCCCAUCGUUUAGUCCCUCGUUCAGAUUUGCUACAACCGGCAAUAUUCCGACAGUCGAGGAGUGGAAAACAUUAUGGCGCGCGUGGGAUCUUGUUACCUUGCAGAUGAUUCCGCCAGAGAUGCUCCUCCAAAAACCUAUCGAUCUGCGUCACAAAUGUCUUUUUUACAUCGGCCACAUUCCUACUUUCCUUGACAUGCUCCUUUCGAAAGCCAUCGGCGGUUCGCCUACAGAACCUGGGUAUUUCUGGAAUAUCUUUGAGCGGGGUAUAGACCCCCAUGUCGAUGACCCCGACCAUUGCCAUAACCAUUCAGAAGUCCCUGAAUGCGAUGAAGACUGGCCUACUAUCGAAACCAUCAUGUGCUUCAGAGAUGGCGUUCGGAAGCGUCUCUUGCGACUCUAUGAAGACAUGAGCACUGGCAAAGUUGCCCUGACGCGUAACAUUGCGCGGACACUCGUCAUGACCUUGGAGCACGAGGGUUGGCAUGUGGAGACUUUACUAUAUAUGCUGAUCCAGAGGGCCGGCACGGGUACCCUUCCUCCUACAGGAUUUGCGACUCCACCCUGGCAACUGUUAAAACAGCAAUGGGAUGCAACACCGAAGCCUACCAGCGAAUCGGUCACACUGGGCCCUUGCACGAUAACACUCGGCCAUCACGAUUCUGAGGGAGAAGACUUCCUCCCAGAGCUUGAAGCAGAAGGUCACGAGUAUGGCUGGGACAACGAGAGUCCUGCUCGUCAAGUCCAUGUCGGCCAGUUCAGGGCGUCAUGGCGUCCAGUGACAAAUCGCGAAUUCUUCACUUUUUGGAUGAAGGGCAAGGCAGAUCUUCCAAAGAGUUGGGUGGAGGAUCAGGGAGAAGUCCAGGCAAGUCGUUCAAUUGGAGUUCGUACCGUAUAUGGACUGGUACCACUGGAUGUGGCUGCAGAGUGGCCCGUCCUUACGACAUAUGAAGACCUCGAGGCUUAUGCCAAAUCGAAGGGUGGUAGAUUGCCAACCGAGUCUGAGCUCCAACUCUUCUUAGACAAAUUCGACGUGGGUUUUGAAGGAGGCGCUAAUACUGGUUUCCGCAACUGGCAUCCUGUACCUGCAACAACCGGACUGGAGAGUUCACAAGGGCGGGGAACAAAUGGCGGUGUUUGGGAGUGGACAUCCACAGUAUUCGACACGCACGACGGGCUGAUACCAACACAAUUAUUCACGGGUUAUUCCCAGGACUUCUUCGACACCAAGCACCAGACGGUGCUCGGUGCAUCCUAUGCCACAAUUCCACGUCUUGGUCGACGAACGGUGCGAAAUUUCUGGCAGCGGGGGUAUGGCUAUGCGUGGGUCGGUGCACGGAUCGUUUGGGACAUUUGA
This is a messenger RNA of Mycena indigotica, 1902 nucleotides long. RefSeq lists its product as uncharacterized. The transcript is spliced from 9 exons. Bases 1 to 1902 code for a protein of 633 amino acids. NCBI's taxonomy places the organism in Eukaryota, Fungi, Basidiomycota, Agaricomycetes, Agaricales, Mycenaceae. The record is from RefSeq and is a predicted model, not a curated record.